GGGCGGCAUGGCGGAGGCCGGCGUGCGGCGGGGCGGGCCCCUGGAGCUCUGGGGGCACCUGCGGCCGCCGCGCUGGGAGGCGGCGGACGAUGAUGAGGAGAGCGACGAGGACUUCGAGGAGCUGGUGGUGGAGGAUGCGCUCCUGGAGGCCGCCGGCACGGAACUGCCGGCCGCGCUGCCCCCGCGCCGCGCCGUUAUUAUACAGGAAUGUGGCACCAAAAAGGAGUAUGAAGUGGUUGGACGUUUUCCAUUAGUUGACCCUUGGUGGAAAGUUAAUGUUAAAGCUAAAAAAGUGGGGUCGAAGUACUUUGUGCAAGGAUAUCCAUCGUAUUUUCUGCAGACUGACAUAGAAGAAAACAACCGACAAGUAUUUUCACUCUUUCUUAAGGAGUGUUGUGUUCCUGAAGAUUGGAAAGAAAAAUUUUUUGCUUGGCUCCCUAUGGAGUCUGUGCUGAGUUUUAGCAACCUUGAAGAGAAACUAAAACAGUUCCAAGUUUCACAGCUACAGCCAAGAGGGAUCAAAAGAGAUACCAAGGAUUACAACAUCUUCCAUUAUGUUUCAAAAUCAUUUGCAGGAAAGGCGGUAUUGGGAGCUCUGGCUUUUCCAAGGGUACUGGAGUUCUUGCCAGUUCUUCUGCCACGCCACUUUUGCUCUCUGUUAGAUGAGAUAUGUUGGGAAAGAAAGGCUGAUGUGGAUGGUGAGGAGGUGGCUGAUGAGAUGGGAACAAAACUGGAUGAGAUACUAAAGGAUGAGCCAUGGAAACUUGGAUUCAGCAGGGUAAGUAAUGUUAUGUAUGGUAAAAAUAUGGUGUUUGCUGCAUUUGGGGGUGUAUAUAAAAUGAAAGCCGAGAUCUCUAGAGGGGUUAGAGAGACUCCUGAUUCAGGAGUAAAACAAAGCAGGGAAAAUCUUGACUGGAGUGGGAAAUGGGAGGAUAUGGGCCAGACUUUAAAGGAAUUUGCUGAUCCUAUAGGCUGGGACUUUCCAUCUGAUCAAAUUCAGAACCCAGUCGAGGUGGCAAAGUAUUUGAGGGAAAAGUGCCAUGGUAAUACUAAGGAGGAAAGACUUACUGCAGUGAGCUGGGCCUUAGCGUUUGUUUACCGUACUCUGCUAGAUACUGUGGAGCAGCAGAUAGUAGAAAGGGAACAGGGAGAUAAGUUAGUUACUAUCCCAGUGACCCAGGCUGCAGCUAACAUCCCAGGCUCCAGGCUAGCAGCUGAAUCAGACGACAGGCCCCAACCCAUGGCUGUCGCAGCUAAUACAAGAGGUGGAAAGUGUAAAGACAAGACCGAUCGAAAGGUGGAGGAUGAUGAUGAUGAUGCAGGAGAAGGACCCUCACCAAAAUCAGAGGCCACAUCAAGGGGCACAGAUUCUGGAGCUAAUACUGACUCCUUUUCUCUGAAGGACCUCAGGGGCCUAAGAAAGGAUUACAGACGACAACCUGACGAAUCUAUAAUCAGUUGGUUAGUCCGCCUUUGGGAUGCUGCAGGGAGGUUACGAUUUUGGAUGGUACUGAAGCGAGGCAUUUGGGAUCCCUGUCGCAGGAUACUGUUAUCGAUCAAGCAGACAGGGUGGAAGACCAUAGAGCAGGGGAUCCAACGCCUGAGAGAAAUGGCGGUGGCAGAGCUCAUUUUCUCAGAUGAUAUAACAACUAGGAAUCCGGACCUGGUACCAUGCACACCUGUAAUGUGGAGGAAACUUGUGCGACUUGGGCCACCUGAAUACGCUUCUGCUCUGGCAAUAAUGAAGCGGGAUGAUACAUAUGAGACUGUGCUUGAUAUGGCGAAGAAGCUUCGAGCAUAUGCAGAUGCUGUGCAUGGACCAACUCAUGCCAGAAUUGCAGCAGUGGAAACACAACUGCGGAAACUAGAGGACAAAAUAGAGGAGAAUCAUAAGAAACUCCGGGAAGAGAUUAAGGAGGACCUUAUUCAAAUCUCGGCUGUGCAAAUUAGAGGCCCUGGUAUCCAACGCUGGCGCCCUUGGAUGGCGAGAGAAGAGAACCCAUCUGCAGUAGGACUCUUGAAGGUAGAGGAGCAACGAGUACCAAUUGCCACUUCGACAGUGCACCGCAGGCAGUACCGGACGAAUCGAGAUGCCGUGAUCCCCAUCCACAAGAUGAUUCGAGAGCUGGAGAGCCAAGGGGUGGUCAGUAAAACCCACUCACCCUUUAACAGCCCUAUCUGGCCCGUGCGAAAAUCUGACGGAGAAUGGAGAUUGACUGUGGACUAUCGUGCCUUGAAUGAAGUGACUCCACCACUGAGUGCGGCUGUACCGGACAUACUGGAACUGCAGUACGAGUUGGAGUCCAAGGCAGCAAAGUGGUACGCGACCAUCGAUAUUGCUAACGCGUUUUUCUCCAUUCCUCUGGCAACAGAAUGCAGGCCUCAGUUUGCUUUUACAUGGAGGGGAGUGCAGUAUACCUGGAACCGACUGCCCCAGGGGUGGAAACACAGUCCUACCAUCUGUCAUGGACUGAUCCAGGCUGCACUAGAGGAGGGUGAGGCUCCAGAACAUUUACAAUAUAUUGAUGAUAUCAUUGUUUGGGGGAACACGGCAAUGGAAGUGUUCGAGAAAGGAGAGAAGAUCAUUCAUAUUCUCCUGAAAGCUGGAUUUGCCAUUAAGAAGAGCAAAGUCAAGGGACCUGCCCGAGAAAUUCAGUUCUUGGGGGUGAAGUGGCAAGAUGGACGGCGUCAGAUUCCUGCGGAUGUUAUUAACAAAAUCACUGCUAUGUCCCCACCAACUGAUAAGAAGGAAACACAAGCCUUCUUAGGUGCUAUAGGUUUCUGGAGGAUGCACAUCCCCGAGUAUAGUCAGAUUGUGAGACCCCUUUAUCUGGUUACCCGCAAGAAGAACGACUUCCAUUGGGGCCCUGAGCAGCAGCAAGCGUUUGUCCAAAUCAAGCAGGAGAUCGCUCAUGCUGUAGCCCUGGGUCCAGUUAGGACGGGACCAGAUGUGAAGAACGUACUCUACUCUGCGGCUGGGAGCCAUGGUCUGUCCUGGAGCCUUUGGCAGAAGGUGCCUGGCGAGACCCGAGGCCGACCAUUGGGAUUUUGGAGUCGGAGCUACAGGGGUCUGAAGAUAACUAUACCCCAACAGAAAAAGAAAUCUUGGCCGCCUAUGAAGGAGUCCAAGCCGCCUCGGAGCGGCCCAAUUGGGAAGUUAAAUCGCCCUGGGAUCCUGGAAAUAAUUACAAAUUGGCCCGAAGGUGAGAGCUUUAGUGUCGCGGAUGAGGAACAAGAGCCAGUGACCCGGGUUGAGGAAGCUCCACCAUACAAUCAGUUGCCAGCAGAAGAAACACGUUACGCUUUAUUCACCGAUGGUUCUUGUCGCUCCAUAGGGAUGAAACGGAGGUGGAAAGCAGCUGUAUGGAGUCCCACUCGACGGGUUGCGGAGGCUACUGAAGGAGAAGGUGAAUCCAGUCAAUUUGCUGAAAUCAAAGCUAUUCAACUGGCCCUAGGUAUUGCAGAGAGAGAAGUGGCCAAGGCUCUAUUUGUAUACCGAUUCUUGGAUGGUAGCCAACGCUCUAUGGGGAUGGCUGAAGAGAUGGAAAGAGGCGAACUGGCAGCGCAGAGGAAAACCAAUUUGGGCUGCAGAAGAGUGGAAAGAUAUCGCUACUCGAUUACCCAGGCACAUGAAAUAGAAGAAAAUAAUCCAGACAAUCAUAAUGGUGAAAAUCACUUUCCUGAAAUGGAGGUGGGCUCUAUGUCUGGUAUCCGCAGUAAAGCAGAGGUAGACAAAGAUCAGGUGAUUGCUGUAGAAAAAAUUUGUUCUAAUCCUGUCACAAUCAUAAGUGGAAAAGGAGGCUGUGGGAAGAGUACAAUAGUUAGCUGCCUUUUUCGUCACUUAAAGCAAAUGGAAAAAGAAGUGGAAGCUGCUUCUAAGGUCUUUGAAGGAGACUUGGAUGCAUCUGAGGAAUGGAAUACAUUUGAUCACUACUGGGAAUCAGAGAAUAUGUUUGCAAAAAAAUAUUUGAAUGUACUGUUCACUGCACCUACAGGGAGGGCAACAAGUCUUUUGAGAGAAAAAACACAGCUUCCUGCAUAUACACUACAUCAGAUUAUCUAUAGUUUUAAAUCGUGGAGGCGGAGUGACCAACAACAGCCGUGGAAAUUUUCUGCAGUUACGGUUCUCAUUGUGGAUGAAGGAAGUUUGGUGUCUGUACGCAUUCUUAGUUUAGUUUUGAAACUCUUGUGUGAGCAUGCUCAGCUUGCUAAACUUAUUAUUCUAGGUGACACUAGACAGCUACCAAGCAUAGACCCAGGAAACAUGUUAGCUGAUAUCUUUGAGGGUCUAAAAUCAAGAGGCUUUUCUGUGGAACUGCGAACUAACCACAGAGCUGAAUCUCAACUAAUUGUAGACAAUGCGUCAAGAAUCUCUCACCGGCAGCUUCCUGAAUUUGAUGAGGUGCUGAAAGUUUCUGCUUGGAAUGAGGAAAUGACAAUGCCAAUCCCAGAGAAGAAAUUUAUUUUUAUUGCUUUGCCUGCUGGCGGGAAUUGUGAGAAUUUACAAACUGCAAUAAAGAUUUUACUUAAAAAAGGGCCAGGAUUGGAGGAUGCCAAACAAUCACAAUUCAUUGCUUUCAGAAGGCAAGAUUGUGAUCUAAUAAAUGAACUUUGUUGCCAACACUACUCAAAUCAUUUAACCAGAGACCAUAAGAACAGACUUCUAUUUCAAACUGGGGACAAGAUUGCCAGCACACGCAAUGUUUAUCUCAAGGAUCUCUUGGCAACCUGUGGUGUCAGAGAGGGUUCUAAUGGCCAAGAAUGCAGAAAUGGAGAAACCUCAUUCACUGAAGAGUCUAAUGAGGAGGGCAAACGACUCUGCAAUGGAGAUAUAUUUUUCAUAACAGAGGAUGCAGAAAUUGAUAAGCAGCGCUUGCUGACCAUCAGCAGCACGUACGGCUCCACGUUCACUGUGAACUACACCGCACUGAGGAAGCUGUGUCAUAUCAAGCAUGCCUGGGCCAGAACUAUUCACACAUUCCAGGGCUCGGAGGAGAGGACCGUGGUGUACGUGGUUGGCAAUGCGGGCCGGCAGCACUGGCAGCACGUGUACACGGCUGUGACCAGGGGGCGCUGCCGUGUCUACAUCGUGGCUGAGGAGCUGCACCUCCGGAGAGCAGUGAAGAGCAAGGAGAUCACCAGAAAAACGCGUUUGCAGAGAUUUCUGAGAGAGGCAAUUGCAGAAACAAACAACUAUCCCAAACAAAUGCCCUCUCCCCCGAUGAAGUGCUGGCAAAGUCAAGAGCUCGAGGCUCAGUCUGUUUCUGCUACUCAAGGUGCUCCUGACCCACCUGAACUUCAGAGUGACCACAUGACACAGGAAGGGUCAUCAGUUCUCAGUGAAGAGAAGACGGGCAGUCUGCAGCAAAGUCCAUGUAAAAGACACAUCCCUGCACCUGAGGAUGCUACAGAAAUACCCCCUACAACAGUAGAAGAAUCCCCACUUGGAUCUUCCAGACUUAAGAAUCUAACAUUGGGACAGCAAAUUCCUAGGAAGCUUUUUAAAAGCUAACAGACAAUUAUUAAUUGGUCUUGGUAUGAACCUUUACUGAACCUGUUGAAGAUUUUUGGGAUGGAGAUGCUGAAUAUGCAGGUGCCUUUCAAAGGCUUUCUUCGUUUUGCAUGUUCUGUGAAGAACAGCUUGUUUUAUGCUGAGCCUCUUAAAUUUUCCAUGAUCCAUUUUUAGUAGAUUCACUGGUAUACUGGUCAUUAAAAAUCAUGUAAUUCUUUCAUUUUGCUGAAGAAUGAACUUACAGGUCUUUGAGGUUCUAGGUGUUCCCUUAAAAAAUACACAAGGAUGUAUUUUGGUUUAAAGACUCCUAGUUGUCCAUACCAAGAUUUAUCCAUCUCCAAAUGCUAUGAGAUGCUCUUACUGAUGUGCCAAUACUAUAGAUUCCUUGAGAAAAAAAAACAGUUUACAAAGGGGUCUAGGUUUUUCUGAUGUGGCAGAUUUGUGGCCAUGAAGCGUUGAUGGAUCGUGGGUUUUAAUCUUGUUACAGGUGUAACAAGAAAGUUGCAAUCAGUGAUAUAGAAAACUUUUUCUAUGAUGUAGAACUUGCCAUUGCUGUUUAGCUGAUAGUUCUGUGCUGAUGAUGGUCUUGGUAAGAAAAGCAAAACUCCAAAUCAGAGUUCAAAUAACAUUCCGCUUUCAGCUUGGGACUUGCUGCAUUGCAGUUUUGAAAUUAAUAAAUUGAAUGUUCAAUCAGACAUCAGACACAUUGUACUAAAAUGUGGACAACCUGCUUACCUUCAACAAUUUUUUCUUUUCACAUAUGGUAGGAAAAAGUAUACCACAAAUAUAAAAAUGGUAUUUUUUUUCUAAAACUGUGGGAAAAAACCUGGAAAAUAUGAAGUAGAAAAACUCUACCUCAUUUUUAAUGUCUUCAAAUCACUGUUUAUUUCAAUUUAUACAGUUUUUCCAUACAAAUAUUUGCAACAGUUUGAAUUUCAAAAAAACAUAACAUAGACGAUAAAUAUCAUGCUAUUAAAGUAUUAAAUUUGUACAAAAAUACUUUACAGUUUAAUACUUAUUUGUUACAAAUAAAAAUACAUAUUUAAGUGACUCAUGAACCUUGGAGUUUUUGUUUUGUUGGCUUUUUUUUUUUUACAUGAUUCAGCCUAUAAUGUCAUUCUGACCUUUUCUGGCAGUGCUGAAAUAGAAAUCAGGGAUACUCGUGUGUGUGUGCAGGGAAGGUGAGCUUGUUUAUGUAUUGGAAACAGCAACAGGGAUACAUUAAACAGUUUAAAUUGACCAGAAACAACUCUGUAAGGUGAUUGCUUAGAUAUGGAGACUCUACAAAUGUACAAAUCCAGUAUCUUUAUAUUCACCAAUAACAAUAAUUACCAAUAACAACUCGAAUACCAGAAUAAACCAAUGCAGCUGCUGGUGAGCAUAUAAAGCAACUGGCAGUAUUUUAUUGCUUGGGGGAAGAGGGGAGAGGAGACAAUUUGUGUGAUGUGUUUGUAAAAUAUAUUUACAAUUUUAUAUUCUAAAAAUGUGUUGCAGGGGGUAAUGUUUAUCAUAAAGAAGGCUGAAAACAAAGCAUAUUAAAUAGGACCUUUCUUCCUUCAAGAAACUGACUGACUUAAAAAGCUCAUGUGGAACAGUACAAGUUUACAGGUUUAUGGAUCAUUAAAGAGCUUUUGUAUCAAUCUCCACUGACAUAAUUUAAAA
Molecule: messenger RNA, 7174 nt
Organism: Camarhynchus parvulus
Lineage: Eukaryota; Metazoa; Chordata; Aves; Passeriformes; Thraupidae
Gene: HELB
Product: DNA helicase B
Exons: 17
Coding region: 8-5512 (1834 amino acids)
Molecular function (GO): nucleic acid binding
Source: RefSeq, a predicted model, not a curated record